AUGGCUUUUGCAGGCGAGCGAUACCAUUCUGAUGCGAUGCCAUCGAGACAGACUCGACCAAGACACAUCGUCAACAUCUUCACAGCAUGGACACGACAGGCUUCGUAUUUUCUGUCCUUGGCGUCGCUUCUCGCUUCCCGUUUUCCCAACCAACUUCCCUCUUCACCCUGGACAAGUGCUGACGGACAUAAGGUGAGAUGCCCCGUGCCAAAGCCCGGCUUUCGGCCAAUGGUGUCCGGGUGCCUCGCUGUGCCAGCGUCAGCACAGUCGAAAUGGGUCGACUGUCCACCAUCAGACGUGUGA
This is a messenger RNA of Sporothrix schenckii 1099-18, 303 nucleotides long. RefSeq lists its product as uncharacterized. Bases 1 to 303 code for a protein of 100 amino acids. The record is from RefSeq and is a predicted model, not a curated record. Lineage: Eukaryota; Fungi; Ascomycota; Sordariomycetes; Ophiostomatales; Ophiostomataceae. The transcript has a single exon.